ACGCUCCUGGUCCAACAUGUGAGCCCCGGGCUGAGGAGAGGAGAGGAAGGCGGACUCUCCACCACUGACAGCUCUCUCUCUCUCUCUCUCUCUCUCUCUCUCUCUCUCUCUCUCUCUCUCUCUCUCUCUCUGCUGCUAUGUAACGCACGGAUUAUGGAUCGGAUAUGGAUUUGCGUGAACGUCCUCCUGGUCGGGAGCGUGUGCGUAAUUUCCUCGUUGCAUGAAGGCGACGACGCGUCCUGCGAUGGUGCGUUUGAUAUUUAUUUUGUUCUGGACAGGUCGGGCAGUGUGUGGGGACACUGGCAUGAGAUCUAUGGGUUUGUGGAGCAGCUCACCAGCAGGUUCAUCAGCCCCAGGAUGAGGGUCUCCUACAUCGUCUUUUCAGCCCAAGCCGAAGUCAUCCUUCCUCUAACAGGAGACAGGUCGAAGAUCGACGACGGUUUGAACAAGCUGAGCCAAAUCAAGCCUGCUGGUGAAACCUACAUGCACGAAGGCUUGAUAGCGGUUUACGAGCAGAUGAAGCGGCAAACGUCACCAUCGUCCAGCCUGAUUAUCGUUUUGACCGACGGCAAGCUGGACAUCUACCCGUUUGAACUGAGCGUGAAAGAAGCCAACAGAGCUAGAGGCUUCGGAGCCAGAGUGUACUGUGUCGGGGUCAAGGACUUCGACCACCGCCAGCUUGCAGACAUAGCGGACGGCACCGAGCAGGUGUUCCCGGUCCUGUCCGGGUUUCACGCUCUCAAAGACAUCGUCAACAAGAUCCUAAAGCAAACAUGUGCUGAGGUCUUCACCAUCGAGCCAUCCAGUGUGUGUGUGAAUGAGUCUUUCAACGUGGUGCUGAAGGGCGGCGGCUUCAGCGGAUCCAAGAGGAUGGAAAACGUCCUCUGCUCGCUCACCGUCGACGAAGUGACUCUCACUCAGAAGCCCACGGUGGUGAGAGACGGCCACCUCCUGUGUCCAGCUCCCGUCCUGCACCGAGUCGGACAAUCAGUGGAAGUGCUGGUUAGCCUGAACAAUGGAAAGUCCUACAUCUCUGCUCCCGUGUCCAUACACGCCACCACAUGCUCAGACGGGACCUGGGUGCUCUGGCUGCUGCUGGCCCUGCUGCUCCUGCUGGCCCUGGCGCUGCUCUGGUGGUUCUGGCCUCUCUGCUGCACAGUGGUCAUCAGAGACCCGCCCCCCUCUCGCCCACCUCCGCCGCCUCCUGUCAUUGAACCAGAAGAAGAUCUUUCACCCAAGCACAGAUGGCCGACGGUGGACGCUUCUUACUACGGAGGCAGGGGACCUGGAGGGAUCAAACGCAUGGAGGUGCGCUGGGGACAGAAGGGAUCCACAGAGGAGGGCUCACGGCUCGAGAAAGCCAAAAACGCCGUGGUGACGGUUCCAGACGACGUGGAGGAGCCGAUCAUCCCCCGGCCCCCGCCGAGACCUCCCCCCGUCUACAGCCCGCCGACACAGUCCAAGUGGUACGCACCCAUCAAGGGCCGCCUCGACGCGCUGCUGGCGUUGCUGAGAAGACAGUACGACAGGGUGGCGAUCAUGAGGCCCACAGCUCAGGACAAGGGUCGCUGCAUUAACUUCACCAGAGUUCAGAGUCGCUGAUGUCCAAGCAUGAAGAUCCACUUUUUUUCCAGUUUUUUCCCCAAAGAACACUUUUAUUUUAUUGUAAAUAAACGUUUUUCCUUACAAAACCGUGUCGAUUAUUUGUGA
Messenger RNA from Salarias fasciatus (jewelled blenny), 1710 nucleotides. RefSeq names its product anthrax toxin receptor 2-like. Gene Ontology annotation, molecular function: transmembrane signaling receptor activity. Gene Ontology annotation, cellular component: plasma membrane; cell surface. The coding region runs from base 154 to 1602 and encodes 482 amino acids. The record is from RefSeq and is a predicted model, not a curated record. The transcript is spliced from 17 exons. NCBI's taxonomy places the organism in Eukaryota, Metazoa, Chordata, Actinopteri, Blenniiformes, Blenniidae.